AUGGUCUGGGGCCUCGAGUAUUCUGGUUGUCGGAUGCAGCCUCAAACGAGUAAUAUUUGCUGUUGCCAGACUGAUUCGCUCACCUCAUGUUUGGUCAAUUGUUUGGAGGCCGGCUGGCCCUUACUCGCACCGGAUAGUCCCAAGGGUCUGGCAAAAUGUCUACUUGCCCAUUUUUGGCGUUUCAUAUCCUUCGCUUGUCGAUGUGGGCGUGGAGACAUGCGUAAUGCCCGUUGUCUCUGUCUCGACUCGUCGGUCGAUCACCAACCCUUGGAUCGUAGUGUAACUCCCAUCUCAAAGCAACUUCUUAUCAGCCUCGUGCAUUUAUUGGAUACUAUAGGACAUAUCUACUCAAUCAGUCAGCCGUCCUUUCCUCUUCCUACUUUCCUUGUCCAGAAUCAAAGUUAUCCUUCGCACUUCCCUCGAGCUAAUCUUCUUAUCGAUCACUUGCUCGUGCAUAACCGAUUCAACAACACAUUCUUACAAUCCACUUCAUCUGCACAUGCUUCACUUCAAUUACAAAACGCACUCGCAGCUAGUAUUAACACAACCCGUGAGGGCUCGAACCCUCAGUAUUCGGAUCAGCAUGUUCUCGUGACCAAGCUAAAUGUUCAGAGUGAGCAGAAGAGGAGCAAGUCUGCAUGUGUCUUAGCUGCUAUUGCUUCAAGCCAGAAUGAGGUAAUUAUUAACAAAUCUCCCACUUUUUUCCGGAGUUUCACAUUUGCACUUUUAGUGAUCUAG
This is a messenger RNA of Protopolystoma xenopodis, 738 nucleotides long. Lineage: Eukaryota; Metazoa; Platyhelminthes; Monogenea; Polystomatidea; Polystomatidae. The record is from the annotation of a GenBank genome assembly.